UAAUUAACUAUAUAAAUAGACACAUAAGUACACAAUGUUUUAAUUAACUAUAUAAAAAUAACAGGAAUAAUAGAGAGAAUUUAGUUUCUUUAUUGUUUUGUUUUUGCCAACCUCCAUUAAAAACCCUCAGAAGAAAGAAGCUGUUAAUCAAAUGCUUAAAUAAAACAGGUUUAAUUCACAGAAGGUCAUCCCAAUACCUGAGGUUACACACUCCGAUGCAGUAGGUGGCGUUGUGCACCUUUACCGCUGGUCUGCAGUCCGCCAUUAAACCGAGGCAGCAGUUUGGACCUGUGUCGGGCUGAACGCAGCAGUGAUGGAGCAGCUGUUAUUAUAAAGGUGUUGGUGGAAACACAGAAAUGAUCUCCUCAACAGUCUGACCCGAAGAGAAACAGCGCAGACGGACCAGAGCUGCAGAUGGAGAAUGGAGACGUGGGUCACAUGAUGGGGGAGCCAGUGACUCUGAAUGUGGGCGGCUGCGUGUACAGCACGUCUCUGUCCACGCUGCAGCGCUACCCAGAAUCCAUGCUCGGAGCCAUGUUCAGAGGAGACCUCCCCACUGUCAGGGACGUUCACGGAAACUACUUCAUUGACCGUGACGGCCCGCUGUUUCGCUACAUCCUCAACUUCCUGCGGACGUCAGAACUUACGCUGCCGUGCGACUUCAAGGAGACUCAGCUGCUCAGGAAGGAGGCUGACUUCUAUCAGAUCGAGCCCCUGAUCCAGUGCCUGGGAGACCCCAAACCCCUGCUGCCCUACCCCACUGACACCUACGAGGAGGUGGUGGAGCUGUCCAGCACCAGGAAGCUGUCCAAGUACUCCAACCCCGUCGCAGUCAUCAUCACCCAGCUCACCAUCACCACCAAGGUCCAUGCAGUGUUGGAGUCUAUCUCGCGCAGUUUCACAAAGUGGAACAAACACAUGAUGGACACCAGAGACUACCAGGUGUCCUUCACCUUCGGACCAUGUGACCACCAACAGGAAGUCAGCCUGCGUGUCCACCUGCUCGACUUCAUCUCCAAAGCUGGCUUCACAAUUCGCAACACUCGUGUUCACCACAUGAGCGAACGGGCAAAUGAGAACACAGUUGAACAUCACUGGACGUUCUGCAGAAGAGCUCACAAAGUCGACGACUGAAGGAUGAACUGAUGAAUGGACAGACAGACAGAAGAUGUGAUCAGUUGUCUGCAGACAGACAGGCAGGCAGAGUUUUUUUGGUGGUUUUGUUGUUUACGUAUUAAUGUUUUGUUGAUCUCUCUCUCUCUGUCUCCUCAAAGCUAAAGGCCAGGUUACUGAAAGGCUAGCACAUUAGCUCCAUGUGAGACAUAUAGUACGAUAUAAUUUACUUCAUACACUAAAUGGCCAGAAGUAUGUGGACGGGCCUCUAAUCUUAAUGCUACAGCACACAAUUCACUUUUAGGAAAGAGUGUACUUCCAACUUCAUGUCAGCAGUUUGUGAAAGACCCUUUUACUGUUUCAACAUGGCAGUGUCCCCAAGCACAACGUCAUAAAGAAAUGGUUUUCCCAGUUUGGUGUGAAAGAACUUGACUGGUUUGUACAGAGCUCUGACCUGAACCCCAUCCAACAUGUUUGAGGUCAACCAAACAUCAGUGUUGGACCUCACUAAUGCUCUUGUGGCUGAAUGGGAACAAAUCCCUGCAAUCACAUGUUCAACUAUUACAUAUAGCUGCAAUUGGGUGAAAUUAUGUCCUCAUAUUUUUCGCCACAUAGUGUAUGGUACCGUGGUUACAUAUCUGGCACAAAUCUGUUGUACAUCAGUGAUGAAGAAUUAAUAUUAAUUGCAAAUAAAACUACAUGGAAAAUGA
Messenger RNA from Dicentrarchus labrax (European seabass), 1823 nucleotides. It is a transcript of the gene kctd6a, whose product is annotated as potassium channel tetramerization domain containing 6a. Gene Ontology annotation, biological process: protein homooligomerization. The coding region runs from base 415 to 1134 and encodes 239 amino acids. The transcript is spliced from 6 exons. NCBI's taxonomy places the organism in Eukaryota, Metazoa, Chordata, Actinopteri, Moronidae. The record is from RefSeq and is a predicted model, not a curated record. Gene Ontology annotation, molecular function: protein binding.